AUGUCUUCUCAUCCGCAACAACCACCAAUUCCUAACCCUAACUUAGUUAGUCAAUUACUAACUCGACGACAAUUUUUUGAACAUGAAAGCUCUCAAGUAAAAUAUUUAGAUGACACUUCAAUUUCUUCUAAUUCCACCAUAUUCUUGAGGUUAUGCGAAGAUAUGGAAUAUGUUGUCAAUAGUGUUUGUACCAAGAUUAUGAUUGAGGAUUGCAAGAAUUUAAAAUUAACCGUCAAUGAGAAAAUUCUUACUUCUAUUAUUGAAUUAAAUGCUCAAGUCCAAACCGUACAAAUUGAUCAAUGUAAAAAUGUUAAUUUAGAGUAUGAUAACCCAAGUAAAUUUUAUUCGAUUGUUUGGACAAAUGCUUCCCAUUUAUCCAUGAAAAUUUAUGAAGUUGGUCAAGAGAAGCAUUCUUUAAAUGCUGGAGAUGAAGAUUCUUCGGAUGAUGACAAACCUAAUCCGGUUCAAUAUAUCGUUAGAUUAAUCGACAAUCAAUUGGUUACCGAAGAAUUGAUUCGUGCUGAAAAAGGUUUUCCGACUACUCAAAGGGAAUGGGAUGAUUGGAAGGCCAUAAUUGAGUUACCAGUGAAAGAUGUGAAAGAGUAA
This is a messenger RNA of Funneliformis caledonium, 606 nucleotides long. The record is from the annotation of a GenBank genome assembly. Lineage: Eukaryota; Fungi; Glomeromycota; Glomeromycetes; Glomerales; Glomeraceae.